CGUGUAUUCUGUUGCCUUUACGAUGUAUAUAUAAUGAAGCUGACGCCUCUGUCUACCAUUAGUGUGUAAGAUAUCUACAUCUACCGACGCGUCGCUCACAACAUGGCUUCCUACAUUUUACCUAUUUGUUUAUUUAUCGCUGCUUUAACUAUUGUCUCUGCAGUACCUGCUGAUCAAACACCUUUUGAUUGUCCUGAAAAUGAGCGUUACAUCAAAUGCGAUUUAGAGGUGUGCUUCAAGACGUGUGAUCAUUUGAAAAAUUUCCCACCAUGCCCAUCUAUAGCAGCAGGGUGCUUUAGACCUGCCUGUCUCUGUAAAGAUGGUUACCUGAGAAAUGCUGAAGGAAAAUGUGUGCCUACAGAUCAGUGUAGUUAAAAUGUAAGUUCUGUGAAAUUAAUUUGUCGUUG
This is a messenger RNA of Spodoptera exigua (beet armyworm), 407 nucleotides long. The record is from the annotation of a GenBank genome assembly. NCBI's taxonomy places the organism in Eukaryota, Metazoa, Arthropoda, Insecta, Lepidoptera, Noctuidae.